This is a messenger RNA of Parnassius mnemosyne (clouded apollo), 7221 nucleotides long. NCBI's taxonomy places the organism in Eukaryota, Metazoa, Arthropoda, Insecta, Lepidoptera, Papilionidae. The record is from the annotation of a GenBank genome assembly.
AUGGAGAGUUCUGAAGAUGAUGCGGGCACCGCAACAAGCACUUCCCGCCGCCCUUCGGCGCGGGAAAAGGACUUCGAGCGACCUGAAAACGUCUCUGCAACUGGAAGUGUACAGCAAGAAUCAUCUGAAACGCCAGUGUGUUGUGAAACCCCCGCGAUGUCGGAGGAUAAUUUCGAUGGCGACAGCGUUUCUUCGCCGUCGACGCAAGACGUCAACACAAGCACUGAAGCGAUCUUAGAUAUGAUCGACGAGAUUGUUGAUGGUCCUGGAGCACCAAAGCGAUUGCCACUUACCUUGGAAAACGUAGAGAACGUCUCGAAACUUGACACCACAGAAUGCUUAGGCGAUGUAACACAAACGUCAAAUAGUGAACCUGAGGGCAAUCUGUUACAGGAGUCAGUUUUGGAAACUAAAAAGGCUAAAAUUGAUGAUGAAAAACUAAGUUCUGAUAAUGUCCAAUUAGACAGUGCAUCUGUACAUGAUGUAUCAACAAAAACAAUUGACUUGCCAGAAGUGGACAGUCAUAUGCAUUUAAGUAAGAAAAUAUCUGAAUCAACAAGUACUCAAGAAUCUGUAGAAUUGAGUUCAGUGGUGGCACAUAGCAGACCACUUCCUAGUAUUCCUUCCAGCAGUGUAGUGCAAACAGACCAAAGUGUAUCUGAUAGAGAUGAAACUCAAACUUGUGAAAGGACAGUGAAAUGUGUGUCAUCAAGUGAUAACCAAGACAAUGUUGUAGGCAGUGCUGAAUGUACUUCAAGUGACAAUAGUUUAAGUCAAAAUAGAGCUGUAGUUUUGGAACAUGUAACUCAAUCACCAUUGCGACGACGGCUUGUAAGACCGGUGCCAAGUGACCGCCGUCCCGACUCCACAGUGUCUUCUACAGUUGAUUUGCAAAGUAUUAAUGUUGUAUCUUGUGAACAAUCUAGUAGUGAGUGCAUAGUCAAGGAUGUGUCCAGUUCGUCAGAUGCAGUACCUGUAUAUGGUAAUGUUAAGCCAGAUGAGAUUAGAAAUGUAAGUGAAGUAAGUAUCUGCAAAGCAGAAACAUCGGUGAGUCCCCUUAAAAGAAUUAAGCUUAAUAGACAGAAAGCUAACCCUCAAGUAAGCUGUAGAGACAUAGCGGUUGAUCAACAAUCAUCUGUUACAAGUAAUCAAUGCCAAUCAACUUCGGAGACUGUUUCAAAUGAAUCUUGUUCCGAGUCUACAAAUAUAAUAAGCACAUCAAAGUCAAAUAUUACUGAUUGUAAUGAGGUUUUAAACGUAAAAAGUAAAAUAAGUCAAAAAAGUAUUCUAAUAGACCCUUGUAUUUCAUCUGAAGAGCCAUUCAAUGAGUGUGAAAAAUCACAAAAUGAGGCAGCAGUACAGCCAACAAAUCUUUGCACAAGUAAUGCAGUCCUGUCUCAAGAAAGUUUGAAAAAUAAUGAUCUGAAAAAAGUGCCACCGAUAAAACUAAAUAUUUCUACGACAUGUGGGAAGGAUUCAGUUUCAGAUUUAAGUGUAAAACUUUUGGAACAUAAAAGUGAAAAUAGCUGCAGUAACACUAUCUGUGAAGAGUCUGACUCAACAAAACAAGUACCAAAAUUAACUAUCAAACUGAGUAAUAAACAAACUGAGGAACUAAAACCUGCUGUUCCAAAAUUGACUAUAAAACCAAUUAGAGUGCCUUUAGAAGAGGAAAUCGUUAAAUCUGAUGUUCAAGAGGAAAUUCCGUGUGUAAGAAAAGUACAUAUUAAACCUAUUAAAAAACCAGAUAAAAUAAAGGAAAUUCAUCGUAAAUCUAGCAGCAGUGAAAUAUCUGAAUCAGAAUGUUCUGAAAAUGAUGAUAGUACUAGUACAUCAGAUCAAGCCUCAACAUCAGAUCAAGGACCAAUUGAUGUUGUGCCAAAAGUAACUAUAAAACUUGGUAAAGUUGGUACUGAAUCUGAAGGCCAAUUCUAUACAGAAAGAAAUAUUCCAAAACUUACAAUAAAAGGUAUUCAGCAGAAUGACACUGAAGAACAAGACCAUUCAUCGAAUUUAAAACUUUUCAUUAGUCAACCUGAAGAUAAGUCGACAGAAAAAAUACCAAAAUUAACAAUUAAAACAUUAGCUAAGACUGAGAGUCAACCAUUAAGUCCAAAGCUUACCAUAAAGCCCAUAAAACAACCAGAAUCUGAAAGUUACGAACAUAUCCCAGUUGUAAGAAAGAUCAAUAUAAAGCCAAUUAUUAAACCUGCAGAAAGCAAUGAAAUAAUGGAAAAUUUGGAUGAUAAAGUUCCUGUAGUUCCAAAAUUGAACAUUAAGCCUAUAGUUAAACCAAAAGAAAAUGAGAUAGAUUCUAACAAAGAAGAUUUUUGUCAUCAGUCUUCAGAAAAUUCAAGUGAUGACAACACUGACCAUAUACCUGUGGUUUUAAAAUUAAAUAUAAAACCUAUAGUAAGACCAAAUGAAGGUGAGGAGUCGAAAUCUAGCAUAUCUAAUGAUGACAGUAUUCCUAUUGUAACAAAACUUAAUAGAAAACCAAUACUGAAGCCAGAAGAAAAUACUUCCACUUUAUCACCUAAAAAAGAAAGCUUAAGAAGUGCUGAUCAUAGGAAUUCUAUAAUACCUGUUGUUACUAAAGUAAAUAUUAAGCCUGUUUUAAAACCUGAAGAAACACACAAAGUUAUGGAUGAAGCAGAAGAUUUGAGAGUAAAAAAUCCUCCACUGCUUAUGAAAAUCAAUAUAAAAACUGUGGAUACUGUUAGUAGUGAAAAAGUUCUAAUUAAUUCAGACAAAUGUGGUGACAACGGAGAACAUAUAAACAACGCAGUGGAUGAUGUAUCUAUAACGUCAAAAAUAAAUAUUAAGCCCCAAUCAAAAAUAGUUAGUAAAGAUGUAUCUUCUAAUAAAUCUUCUGAUGAUAACGAACAAAAUACUGCAUUGGUUGAAGAUAUAUCAAGUAGUAUAAUUAUUAAGGAUACAGAAGGUCAAUCUAAUAGCUUACAUAGUGUGCUAAAACAAAACUGUGUUGGUGUGAAUGAAAAAGUCAGUCAUUUGCAGAAUAUUGAAACACAUGCAGAAGAAACAAUAUUGUUGGAUGUGAAGAAAACUACUCCUACGUCUAAAGAAAGUACAAUUCAACAUCACAUAUCACACAAAUCUGACAGUGUUUCUGAUGUAAAUAAAUUAGAUUGUUCUCAAUCAAAUAAAUCAAACUUAGUACAAUUAUGUGAAUCUACUAUAGACUUGGAAGACAAUAAUGAAAACAGUUUAAAACCUGCUAAUUCAUCAUUGGAAUGUGUAGUGCCUAAUAUAAGCAACAAACAAAGUUCUCCAUCAACACAAAAUUGCACUUUAUUAAAGAAACUUCUAGAGACUAAGAAUGAAAGCUUAGGUGGAAAAAUGGAUGAAAAUCAAACUGUAAUAAGUAAUUGUUCAUCUCCAACCUUAAGGUCAAAAACCCUAGUCUCUGAUCACAAGGAAGAAGCAGCCAUAAAUAGUAGUACUAAUGUAACAAAUUCUGAAGCUUGCCACAAAGUUGAUACUGCUAAUAAUGAUCCCAUUAUUUCGAGCGAUGGAAUUAUUACCAGUUCAAUUAGAAAUCAUUUAAUUGAGGGAAUUCCAAAAGAAAUUAAUGAAAAUUUAACAAGACCUUUAGAAAUUAAUGUAUCAGAAAAAAUAGCAAAUCAAAGUGUAACAGAGCAGGACUCACCUCGAAUAAUAUUAAAAAUUAAUAAGACUGAUCAUGGCCCUUCAGCCAAAAUUAUGACAGAAGACAUAAAAAGACCAGAACAAAAAAUUUAUACAGCUGAAAAUACUCAAGAUGAAAUAAAUGAUAGUGAAAAUAUUAAAAAGAAUACAUUAAACAGCAGGAGGAAAACACUUGGAAAUAUUAAUCCAACUUUACAAUUAGGCAAAAGAUUGAGGAGUUCCAGGGUAGUAGAAAAUGCAGAUAAGUCUCCCAUAUCAAAGAAGAAUAUUUUAAAAAGGCCAGCAACUACAGAUACAAGUCCAACUCAGAAUAAAGAACCAGAGCUAUCUGUUCUUGAAACAAAAAGGUUGAAGUUGGGACAACUCUUAUCCAACAAAUCAUUAUCUGUAACACCAGUGGUAACCAAAACUGAACAGUUAUCACCAAAGAAGCCAUCUGUAGAGAUUAAACAAGAGGGAAUAAAUGUUAAUCACAAUGUAUUAAAUAGUGAAAACUGUUCCAAAAAUGGCAACUCCAAAUUACAUAACAUUUUAUCAAAUUUGCAUGCUAAUCAACAAAUACAAGUAAAACCCUUCAAUGAUAUUUGUCAUUCUGAUAAGAAACAAAGUAUAACCCCAGAACCUGAAUCUAGUGCUUCAACAGGUAGCUGUGACCGAGUUGAAUUGAUGCCAAUAGGAAAAAAUCAACCUGAGGUGCAAGAAUUGAUUUUCCAUGGCAACUCUGAGUCACAUGAUUUCAACAUGGCACCUGAAGAAGUAUCUCAAGAUCCAUUGGAAGUAGAUAGUCCAAAACCCCCUUCAGGUAUUCAUAUUGAAAAUUUUAACAUUCCUAAGCCUACAACACCACUCAUGGUAUCUACACCCCAGCCAAGGAAGCGUGGUAGGCCACGAAAAAUUCCACUGUCAGAAGGUGCCAAAGUUGUCUUGCCUACACCUGCGCUUGAAGAGAGACCUCAAAGAUCUUUACGCUUAUCAAGGGAUAGACCUAUGAUAUUGACAAAACCAAGAGGUAGAGGACGAGGACGCGGCUCCCGACGUCUUGAUAACUCUUCUAAUGCAUCCUCAUCUGAGACAGUGAUGGAAGCAGCAAACAAAUUCUUUGAAGACCAUAAAUCUGGAGAAGCUAUUGAUCCUACUAGUUCGAGAAUAAAACUUCCGCGGAUGACUGAAGCUUUGGAUAAGAUGCCUUGUUCAACACCACUCAGCAGUAGGAGACGGAAUUCAUCAAUAGGAGAUUUGAAACUUUUCAGUGAUGUUUCAGAAUUGAAAGUUGUACUUGAUGGUACACUGCCUAACUUGGAUGAUUCAUUCAUGAAAUCACCGGAAAGUGGAGAGCGCCGGGGGCGAGGUUCACGAGGGGGGCGAGGGAGCAGAGGCGGUAGAGGCCGUGGAGUUAGCCGUGGCCCACGAGGUCGGGGCAGAGGACGUGGCGGUGGUCGCGGUGCUAAGUACAUGAAGGAAACCAUGGGCAUUUAUGGUCGUGUCUGUGGUCCUGCUACAACAACUGUACAAUUGUUUGAAGAGGAAACUUGCAUGAUGGAUGACAAUGCCACUCCUGCAAAGCCAUCGCAUUUACUUGAUGAGGAUUCACAAAGUUCUGUAAAAAGUUCAACUAAUGAGAGUAGUAAAACGAAAAAAUCCAAAUUUGCAGAUUUAUUUGAUAGCAAUAAAGUGUGGACGGCUGCUGAUGUUAAAGAAUACAUGUGGCCACCUCCUGAGAAACCUUCAGCUGAACAUCAGGUAAUGAUGAUUCAAGAACAAGUUGCUAUGUUCCUUGGCGUUAAAAGUUUUAAGCGGCGAUAUCCCGAACUAAAAAGACGAACAAUUUGUGGUGAGGAAAGGGAUUAUGUUCUAAGUAAAGGACUAGUUACAGAAGCUCUUUGUGAUCUUGGAAUUACUGCAGUAGAUGCAAGUGAAGUCUUAGACAUUAUGCUAUCGGACUACCCACAUAAGUAUGAGGAAUAUCGUUCCCAUCAAUGCCGGAGGCAGCUGACUGAGCCUCAGGAGGAGACAGUGGAAGAAAUAAAACAGGAGAUAAAGGCGGAAAAAAUUGAAAUUAAACAAGAGCAUAAAUCAACAGACAAUAAACCAGAACAAUCAAAAGUUGACCUGGAAAAGACCAGACAGGACAUGGCGGCUGCGGCGAUCGCGUCUGCGAGCGAGUGGAACGCGCGGCUGAACGCGUCGCGGCGGCCGGCGUGCGCGGACCUGCAGUCGCUGACGCUGCAGCGCCGGCGCGCGCCGCCCGCCGCCCCGCCGCCGCCCCGCGUGCGCCCGCCGCACGGCUUCUACCCGCUGGCGCUGCUGCCCGGCCAGUACCAGCACUGCUACCGCGUGUACUCCAGCGACCAGCUCAGAUACUUCCCGUUGAAUACGGCACUAGCAGCGCCACCCGCUGUGGCGUCUGUGGAGUCCAGCUCUGACUCGGAGCCCGACUGGAUCGAGCGCUCCUCCUCCGCGGACUCCGACGUCGAGACGCACCCUCCUAAGCGUAAGAAGCUUAUAAAAACCAAACGCAGCAGUCAAGCUGAGAGUCAAGUGGCGGCAGUGAAGGAGGAACCACAGGAGGGCGAAGUGGACACUUGUCGUGUUUGCAAGCUGCGGCUCGAAGCCAAUCGCAAAUACACGCAUGAGAGGUUCCUCGUCUGCUCCAAUUGUAACGCUAAGCUGCACCCGGGGUGCGUGGAACUGGGCGCGGACACGAUCCGCAAGUGCCGCGAGUACGCGUGGCAGUGCGCCGAGUGCAAGACGUGCUGCGCCUGCCGCCUGCCCGCCGACGACGACAAGAUGCUGUUCUGCGACCUGUGCGACCGCGGCUUCCACAUCUACUGCGUGGGCCUGCACCACGUGCCCAGCGGGCGGUGGCACUGCGCGGAGUGCGCGGUGUGCAAGUCGUGCGGCGCGCGCGAGCCGGGCGGUGCGGGCGGCGCGGGCGGUGCGGGGGCUGCGGGCGCGGGAGGCGCCGGCGAGGCGCCCGCCGAGUGGCACCACCAGACGCGGCGCGGGCCCGGCGGACACAAGCUGUACUCGCACUCGCUGUGCACGCCCUGCGCCAGGGCGUAUCGCAUCGGUCGCUACUGCCCGCUGUGCGAGCGCUCCUUCAUCGGGCCUAAGGGGACUAUGCAGCUCGUCAUAUGUAAACUCUGCGAUAGGCAACUGCAUCAAGAUUGCGUUAGGCAGACGGUGUCAAAUCUGAACGUGCUGGAUUACACUUGCGGAGACUGUCGGCGUGGCGGGAUCACCUCUAGAGCGGCGGCCGUUCGCCUCGCGCCGAGGACGAUCGCAACGCUUUUCAUGGCGAAGCGCCGUUUCAACAAAUACGCUCACCGCCAAUACCUGCAGAGUCGUUUGCAAGGGCGGUCUAAAGCCUCCGAGAAUUCGAACGACGUGGUCGAUGACGCGACAAACGACGCGACCAACGACGCGAUCGAGUCGUGUGAGCGUCCCGACAGAGUGGACGACGCGUCGGACGUGUCGGAAGGCGCUGAAGAAGUCCCGGACCCGCUCGACGUCGGCGACAUCCCACCCGACUCCACCGACCCGACUGUUUGA